Molecule: messenger RNA, 592 nt
Organism: Neogale vison (American mink)
Lineage: Eukaryota; Metazoa; Chordata; Mammalia; Carnivora; Mustelidae
Gene: HMGN5
Product: high mobility group nucleosome binding domain 5
Exons: 8
Coding region: 175-510 (111 amino acids)
Biological process (GO): chromatin organization
Cellular component (GO): nucleus; chromatin
Molecular function (GO): nucleosomal DNA binding
Source: RefSeq, a predicted model, not a curated record
CUGGAGCCUAGACUCAACCUGGUUUCAAAAACAAGUUCCCCCUGGAACCGAGUACAGGUCGUGCUGCAGUUAGUUCAUUGAAAACUCAGUUGCUGCCUGAGCGCUUGGACAGAGACUGCUUUCGGCUUUUUUUUUUCUGCUGAUUGUUAAGAUCUCCUAUAGAGAACUACAACAAUGCCCAAAAGAAAGGCUGCGGGUCAAGGUGACAUGAGGCAGGAGCCAAAGAGAAGAUCAGCCAGACUGUCUGCUAUGCCCGUGCUCAUUACACCAGAGUUGAAGCCCAAAAGAACAUCAACUCCAAAGAAAAUGAAGACAAAAAAUGAUAUAGUGGAAAAAAAUACAGAUGCAGGUGCCAAAGCAAUAGCUGAAAAGAAGCAAGAAGAAGUUAUUAAAGGAGAAUGUAAUGCUGAAAAUGGAGAAGCCAAAAUUAUGGAGGUGGAUAUGCACCUCCAUUGCACAGGGAUACAGGACUUGGUGCACCAGCUCCUGAAAAAGAACUUGAGGAAAUGAAAGAAGAAAAAAACAAAGAUGUUGAAGAAGAGGGAAUAGAAAAGAAGGAAGUAGUGGAAGUAGCUGGAGAAGAUGAAAAAUA